UCUUCUGGUACCAGUAUCACAGUGGAUAUUGCUGUCAUGGGUGAAGCCCAUGGGCUCAUUACAGACCUUCUGGCAGAUCCUUCGCUGCCCCCCAACGUGUGUACUUCGCUGAGAACAGUGAGCAACCUGCUUAAUACGCAGUUAACCUUCCAGGCCAUCCACAAGCCAAGGGUGAACCCUUUGGUGUCCUUCAGUGAGAACUACGCCUGCUCCGACUCAGAGGAAUGCCCGGAAAAAGGAGAGAAACUAGCUAUUCCCAAGCGCUUGCGGAGAAGUUUGCCUCCAGGACUGCUCAGACGAGUGUCCUCAACUUGGACCACAACAACAUCAGCCACAGGAUUACCUACACUGGAGCCAGCUCCAGUGAGAAGGGAUCGCAGUGCCAGCAUCAAACCUCAUGAAUCAUCUUCAUCCAG
This is a messenger RNA of Eurypyga helias (sunbittern), 416 nucleotides long. Its product is annotated as cGMP-inhibited 3',5'-cyclic phosphodiesterase A-like. The annotation marks the transcript as partial. The transcript has 2 exons. The record is from RefSeq and is a predicted model, not a curated record. NCBI's taxonomy places the organism in Eukaryota, Metazoa, Chordata, Aves, Eurypygiformes, Eurypygidae.